AUGCGUCUCUCAGAUGAAACCUUGCUGGAUAUCAUGGCUCGUUUCCAAGUAGAGAUGGACAAAGGUCUGAAGAAGGAUACAAACCCAACAGCAUCAUUGAAAAUGUUGCCAACUUAUGUAAGGUCAACUCCUGAUGGUUCAGAAAAGGGGGAUUUCCUUGCUCUGGAUCUGGGUGGCUCCAUGUUCAGAGUUCUGAAAGUGAAUGUAUCUGACGAUGGAAAGCAGAAUGUACAUAUGGACAGUCAAUUUUAUCCAACUCCCAGUAAUAUAUCCACUGGAAAUAAAACAGAACUUUUUGAAUAUGUUGUUGACUGCCUUGGUGAUUUCAUAAAGAAGAGACAAAUAACAGAGAAGCUUCCACUUGGAUUCACCUUCUCAUUCCCAUGCAAGCAGACCAAAUUAGAUGAGGGGUUCUUGAUCAACUGGACAAAGGAAUUUAAAGUAAAAGGGAUGCAGGGAAUGGAUGUGGUGAAGACACUGCGCAAAACCCUCAAUAAAAAGAAGAUCCCAAAUGUGGAAGUCAUGGCCAUAGUCAAUGACACAGUAGGAACAAUGAUGACAUGUGGAUUUGAUGACAAGCUGUGUGAAGUUGGAGUCAUUGUAGGAACUGGUACAAAUGCUUGCUACAUGGAGAACCUAAGUAACAUUGACCUUGUUGAAGGUGAUGAAGGGAGGAUGUGCAUUAACACGGAAUGGGGAGCAUUUGGAGAUGAUGGAUCACUGGAAGACAUUAGAACUGAGUUUGAUAAAGAAAUAGAUUUAGGAUCUGUUGACCCUGGAACACAGUUAUUUGAGAAGAUGAUCAGUAGUCUGUACAUGGGAGAACUUGUCCGACUUAUUCUGCUGAAGAUGGCAAAGAAAGGUCUUCUAUUUGGUGGAAAGAUCUCAACGGCUCUCCGCACCAAAGGCACAAUAGAAACUAGUCAAGUGGCAUCCAUGGAGAAAUACAAUGAGGGGCUGUAUAACACUAAGCAAGUAUUGCUUAACCUUGAACUGGAGCCCUCAGAAGAUGAUUGCAUUGCUGUGCAGCAUGUUGCCACCAUUGUGUCAUUCAGAUCAGUCAAUCUGUGUGCAGCUGCUCUGGCGUCAAUACUCACCCGACUUCGGCAAAACAAGAAGUUAGACCGGAUGAGGACCACUGUUGGAAUGGAUGGUACAGUCUAUAAAACUCAUCCUCAAUAUGCUAAACGGCUCCACAAGGUGGUCAGGAGAUUGGUCCCCAAUUGUGAUGUUCGCUUCCUGCUUUCAGAAUGUGGCAGUGGGAGAGGAGCAGCUAUGGUUACAGCAGUGGGUUGUAGACUUCUGAACCAACACAAGAGGAUUGAUGAAGUACUAGACUUGUUCCAUGUCAGUGAUGAGAAACUUUCAGAUGUUAAGCAGAGAAUGUUGACGGAACUAAAAUGUGGACUUCAGAAAGAAACUCAUGACAGAGCCACAGUAAAAAUGUUACCAACAUAUGUUUACGGAACACCUGAUGGGACAGAGAAUGGAAAGUUUCUGGCUUUGGAUCUUGGAGGAACAAACUUCCGAGUGUUGCUAGUGAAAAUCCGCAGUGGAAGGAGGCGCUAUGUGAAAAUGUAUAAUAAGAUCUUUGCCAUUCCUCUGGAGAUAAUGCAAGGAACUGGAGAAGAGCUAUUUGAUCAUAUUGUGGAAUGCAUUGCAGAAUUCUUAGAUUACAUGGGAAUUAAAGGUGCUCCAUUGCCAUUGGGAUUUACAUUUUCCUUCCCAUGUAAACAAGAUCAAAUUGACAAGGGAACAUUGGUGGGAUGGACAAAGGGUUUCAAGGCCACAGACUGUGAAGGACAAGACGUGGUAGAUAUGUUGCGAGAAGCCAUCAAGAGGAGAAAUGAGUUUGACUUGGACAUUGUUGCCAUUGUCAAUGACACAGUUGGGACAAUGAUGACCUGUGGGUAUGAAGACCCAAACUGUGAGAUUGGACUUAUUGCAGGUACUGGUAGCAAUUUGUGUUACAUGGAAGAAAUGAAGAACAUUGAGUUUCUGGAAAGAGAUGAAGGGAGAAUGUGUAUAAACACAGAAUGGGGAGGUUUUGGAGACAAUGAUUGCCUAGCUGACAUCCAGACCCAGUAUGACAGACAUGUGGAUGAGAAGUCACUGAAUCCGGGAAAACAAAGUUAUGAGAAGAUGACCAGUGGCAUGUAUCUCGGAGAAAUUGUGAGACAAAUUUUAAUUGAUCUAACUAAAAAAGGGCUCCUAUUUCGUGGUCAGAUAUCCGAAAGACUGAGGACAAAAGGGAUAUUUGAAACAAAAUUUUUGUCACAGAUUGAAAGUGAUCGUCUAGCCCUCCUUCAAGUCAGGAAGAUCCUACAGCAACUGGGUUUGGACAGUACAUGUGAUGACAGUAUCAUUGUAAAAGAAGUUUGUGGUGCUGUAUCAACAAGAGCAGCAAAGUUAUGUGGGGCUGGGUUGGCGGCUGUUGUAGAUAAAAUAAGAGACAACCGGGCUCUAGACCAUCUCAGAACUACUGUUGGCGUUGAUGGGACCUUGUACAAAUUACAUCCACAUUUCUCCAGGAUUUUGCAGGAAACAGUAAAGAAACUGUCACCAAAAUGUGAUGUGACCUUUAUGUUAUCUGAAGAUGGGAGUGGGAAGGGAGCAGCGCUGAUUACUGCGGUGGCCAAACGUUUUCACAGUCAAGAAGAAGAGAAUAAAAAUUCUUUUGACCUAAACAUUUAA
Staurois parvus is the source of this 2694-nucleotide messenger RNA. NCBI's taxonomy places the organism in Eukaryota, Metazoa, Chordata, Amphibia, Anura, Ranidae. The record is from the annotation of a GenBank genome assembly.